Aspergillus chevalieri is the source of this 4755-nucleotide messenger RNA. RefSeq lists its product as uncharacterized. The coding region runs from base 1 to 4755 and encodes 1584 amino acids. The record is from RefSeq and is a predicted model, not a curated record. The transcript has a single exon. Lineage: Eukaryota; Fungi; Ascomycota; Eurotiomycetes; Eurotiales; Aspergillaceae. Gene Ontology annotation, biological process: DNA integration. Gene Ontology annotation, molecular function: nucleic acid binding.
AUGGAGUCAAACAGUGUGGUCUCCGCCAUGAAGGGCGAUAAACUGAAGGACUCUCCUCAAUGGAGAAACUGGUUUGCAAGAGUGAAGCUAUUUGCUCGCCAGAAGAAGGUGUGGGACCUAGUAAACCCACAGAUUGAGGAAGAUUACCUUGAGCAGCCAAUGCGCAAGCCGAAGAGGCCUCAAUACCCAGAAGGUGGAUCUGAGAGUGUUAAGCGUGAAUGGAGAGAUCGGCUUGACAUCUAUAAGCUUGAUCUAGCGGAGUGGGAGCAGCAGGCAAAGGGCUUGGAUGCUGUGAACGAAUGGAUCAUCACUAACCUUGAUCCAAUUCACCAUGCCUCCCUGCUUGACUAUGAGACUCCGUAUGAACGUUUGGUUUAUCUCACAACUCGAUUUGCCCGAUCGAAUGCAUAUGAGGAAGAUAUCCGUGCUCAGUGGAAGUGGUUCUCAUCAUCUCCGCCUAGAAAGGGCGUUGACAUUAAUCACUGGCUAGCCGACUGGAAUACUCUGAGGGAACAAGCAGUUAGUUUAGAUUUGCCUGAAGUGAAGAGUGCGAACAAGGAUUUCCUUCGUGCAGUGAAAGACGUCUUGCCUACCUGGUGGCAGGCGAAGUAUGAGUCAAUCAUAAUGAACCAUGAGGAUUGGGAGACUCGAGAUCUGAUUGAAAACUUCCGAGGGUUCUACCAAGAGAUGGUGCCACAGAAACCAACCAGUACUAUCUCAAAAGCAUCAUUUUCGACAUUCCAGGACUUUGAAGAGGCAGAAACAGACCAGCUGCAGAAACCACCACAGAAGCAAGGAAACAAGCCACCGAUCCCUAAGCGCUGGUGCCCCUGUGGUAACCGAGGACAUAAACCCUGGCUUUGCUAUAUAAUUAAUGAAGCCAUACGCCCACAGGGCUGGACGGUGCAGAAGGCAAAGAAGCAAAAGGUGGAUAAGGCCCUUAAGGAUGAUCCUCAAUGGAAAGACUGGAUUGAGACAAAAGUCAAGGAAAAUAAUGAGAGGCAGCAAAAGGAAGAGAAGCCCAAUGAGUCAGCCAAUAGUGCUCUGCCCUCACAGAUAUCCUUCUUCACGUCGACAGAUAUAGCAGCACUUAAUAGUGCUCCAGAGAGCUUCCAGGAUCUUAGAUCUCGAUGGAUCCUUGAUAAUGCCUCAUCGAUGCACGUCUGCAAUGACCGAAGCAGAUUUGUCACCUAUACAUCAACGAGUUCGAGCCUGAAGACUGGUGACUCAACCACAAGAGUAGAAGGACUUGGUACAGUGAAGCUUCAAGGUGUGGACCCGACAACUGGUAAAGAGAAAGCUAUCACACUUAGCAAUGCCCUCUAUUCACCUGGAUUCCAUACCAACCUUGUGUCAUAUGGAGCAUUGAAGAAGAAAGGCGGCCGUUGGGAUGAGGAUGGGGAUUGCAUUCGUGACCCUAAUGGUACACCAGUGGUUAGCCUUAAGCCAAUCGAUUCAUUGAACUUGUGGGCAUUUGAUAUACCCUAUACAGCAGCAGGUCAUGCACAUGCAGUCCGAAAAUCUGAACAGCCACUAGUGGCAGAAGCACCUGCAGAGAUAUGGCAUCGAAGACUUGGACAUGUUGCUCCACAGGUCAUACAGAAAGCAGCUGAUAUGGUUGAUGGUGUUAAAAUCAAAGGUGAACUACCAGAUUCGACCGCGCCAGAAUCGACAGAGACAAGUAUUUGUGAGGUCUGCAAGCUAUCUCAUGCACCAAGACAGAUCUCAAGGCGUCCUAUUGGACAAACAUUUGGAUGGUGUGGCCGAAUCCAUUUUGAUUUGGUUCAGUUCUCACCUGGAUAUAAUGGGCAUCAGUGGAUGACACACUUUUAUGUUGAAGGCAUCCGAUUUCACUGGUUAUACACUCAUACAUUCAAGUCUGAGUGUAGAGAAGCUGUCAGAAAAUUCAUUGCUUUGGUCAAGAACUGGUGGAACUUACCAAUCAGAGCAUUCCACUAUGACAAUGAGCAGUCCGCUGGAGAUAAUGUGGAAGCCUUUCUAAAUAACUGUGGUAUAAUUGUUUCCCACAGUAUUGUAGGGCACCCUGAACAAAAUGGACCGGCUGAACGGUCAGGGGGUGUCAUACUUGAAAUGGCCCGACACCUGCGGAUUGAGGGUGGCCAGCUACCAAAACAACUAUGGCCUGAGUUUGUUAGCGCUGCAGCAUGGAUCCUAAACCGAAUCCCCACUUAUCUGAAGGAUGAGAAACGAUGGAUAGUGCCCUGGGAAGAGGCACGCCAUGAGUUUGCAGGAGAUAGGAUGAAGAAAACAAGCCUUGCAAACCUUCGUGUGUAUGGUGCUCUAUCCUACUGUCGGAUCAGAAGCAUUCCAUGCAAAGAAAAGACCCAUCCAAGAGCAGAAAUCGGUUUCCUUGUUGGCUAUAUUGCUUCAAACAUAUGGAAGAUAUGGUUCCCAGCCAGAGGGAAAGUUGAGGUCGUACGAGAUGCUUUCUUUGAUGAAUCGAGGAAGUGGAAGCCAGAUAUGCAGUACUGGCAAGAUGUUGACCUCCCCACGCAAGAACCAGUUAUUUUAACUGAGUAUCAACAACUAGAUGCUAUUCGACAGGACCUUAGUAUGCCAGCUUCAGUACUACCACUUGAGGAGGAUCAGAAUAGGAACCGUACAGAUGACCAGCAUGAAGAACCGGUUGACAGUCAGAAGGUGCAGAUUCCGAAGGAAGAUGAGAUAAUAGCUCAGGAAAGUGCUACGCCGGAAAAGAGAUAUGAGGCUCAAGAAACCAUGCCUCAAGCCUCGCCUCAAGACACCUUACCAGGAGCGUUUCCCACAGAAGAACAGGUCCCACUACCACCUACUCCACCGUACGAAGCGCUGCAAAACACGCUGCAGGAAACAGAUUUGAGCCCUGUCACUGCUCAGGGGGUGGAAGACCAGCUUGAACAUCAGACACAGGAGCUGGAUAAUCAGGAGCAGACACCAGAGCUCCAAGUCAAUGAGGAAGAGGAACAACUCUCCGACAGUGAACAACAGCUACAACAAGAGUUACAAGCUCCACGCAGCGGAGAUGAUGGCAUUGACAUAUCAAAUAUCAUCAGCGGUGGUAGAAGAAGGAAGGCCAGGGAGGAUCAUGAAUAUGUGGCUUAUGCCACUACUGAGACUGAGGACCCCCCUGAGCUAUUGAGGGCAUUCGCAGCUGCCUUAUACACAGAAAAGCCGAUCCAACGUCAUCGAGAUGACUUGCCACCACCACCAGAGAACUGGAAGGAGAUGCUUAAGCAUCCACAUGCAGAGGGCUUCAUGGAAGCAUGUGCAAGGGAGAUUCAUACAUUAACAGAGAAGUCAACGUUCACCAUCAUUGAGAAGCCAAAGGAUGUUUCAAAGCAAGUCCUACCCUUACGCUGGGUUUUUGCAUAUAAGUUCAACCAGGAUGGCUACCUUGUGAAGCUAAAGGCUCGAAUUUGUGCCCGUGGAGACCUUGAGAUGAUCAGUCCUGAAGAGAAGAGAGCAGCUACAUUAGCUGCCCGUACAGCAAGGAUGAUCUUUGCCUUAGUGGCCGCAUUUAAUCUUGACCUCCGCCAGCGAGAUGCUGUUGGUGCUUUUCUCAACAGCAAGCUACUGAAGGAGAUAUACACACAGAUGCCACAAGGUUUUGAACAGCCACGGAAGUGCUGGAAGCUCAAUCGCGCACUAUAUGGCUUACGGAUCUCACCGAAGCUAUGGCAACAGGAGGCAUCAAAGGUGCUCACCAAGCUAGGUCUUAAAGUCGUUCCAGAAGAUCCUUGUGUGUUCGUGAAGGAAGGCAUCAUUGUCUUCUUCUAUGUGGAUGAUAUUCUUAUUGCAAACCAUCCAAGCGUACGAAAUCAAGCAAGACAGCUUGAGAGAGACCUCGAGGCACAUUGGGAACUCACCGACCAUGGUGAAGCAGAGUGGUUCCUUAAUAUUCGGAUACUGCGAGACAGACAGCAGCAUAAGCUAUGGCUGUGCCAGGAUACAUACAUUAGCAGUGUCGCUAUGAGAUACCACCUCACACAUCGCGCACCUGUCUAUACGCCAUUACCUGUUGAAGAGUUGAUGCCAUAUGAAGGAACAGCUUCAGCAGAAGAUAUCAAACUAUACCAGCAGAAAGUAGGAUCAUCACAGUAUGCCACCACAAUCACACGACCAGAUGCAGCCAAAGCAGCAGCCAAAUUGUCUCAAUUCCUUAUGAAUCCAGGCCCACAGCAUCAGAACGCAGUUGACCGAGUGAUAUGUUAUCUAUACACAACGCGUUUUAGGGCCAUUGAGUUCGGAAUUGGCAGCGGAUUAGAGUCCAUUGAAUUUGCCAGCGAUGCGUCAUAUGGGGAUAAUCCUGACCGGAAAAGCUCAGCAGGUUAUAUAUGCCAGGUGUACGGAGGACCAGUGGAUUGGAAAGCUUCAAAACAACCCACGGUCACCACCUCUACCACUGAAGCAGAACUGCUUGGCUUGUCAGAAACAGCACGCUCUCUCCAAUGGUGGAAGCGGUUCGUUUCCAGGAUCCAGUUUAACCCUGAUCAUACAAUAUCGAUUCGAUGUGACAACAGACAGACAGUUGAGCUGUUGACCUCAGAGCAAGCCAAAAUCAGUACAAAGCUUCGACAUGUCGAUAUCCAUGGACACUGGUUAAGGCAGGAGGUCAGAGAGGGUCGAAUCAAGGUUAUAUGGGUGCCAACAGGCCAGAUGGUGGCAGAUGGACUCACCAAGUUACUCCCUCGUCAGAAGCAUGAGCACUUCGUUAAGAUGCUCAGGAUGGCUGAUAUAAGCCAUAUGAUUGACUAG